UCCUUUAGAAGAGUUCACGUUCAGAAAUCGCUGUUACUUUUCCUAGCCAUACAAGUAAAAGUGAAAAUCUCACUUCUGCCUUUUCCAUUCUCCUCCCUGUGCUCAACAGUUUAAAAAAAAAAAAAAAAAAAAAAGACACAAGUGAUAAUUCCACUCUUGCUUUUUCGGAAGGUUUCUCAGUCUGGGCUGUUUUCGUAUUGACUCACUUCGAGAUCGCUGUGUUUCAGUGCUGAAUUCAGAAGGUUUGUGAGUGCAGCCUGUAACUGCCUGCCGUUUGGAAGGUUACCUCUCUGCAUCCGCUAUCAACCUGCGUCGUGAGUAAACACUUCCUUGUUUGGAAAUUUAGGUGGAUUUUUAUUUUAACCAAUAUCUUGUUUUCCUGACAGGAUGGUGUUUAGACGUACCAAGGUUCUGAUAACUGCCUUCUAGAUCCUUUCUCUUCAUUAAUCCUAUGUGAAUUGUGGUGCUAUAUAGUCACGCGUGAAAGAGACUGACAUUCCCCAAAAAGCCUUCCUGAAAGAGUUGAGAGUACUGCCAACUAUAUGGCUCGAAUAAAAAUACUUCUAGCCUGGACAAACUCAUCAGGUCCAAUAGCAGCAUAAGAUGAAGAUUAAGGUGGUGUAUUUUACUUGGUAUUUGUAGUCAGGUAUCUCAAACCUGGUUAUUACUAAGUAGUUUGGAUCAGAUUUUGUUCUUUAAUUCCUAUUCCAAGAACCAAGGGCUAUACUAUGCUUUCAUUAAAACAUCAAUUUUGUGCUGAUGUGAUGUGCCAAUAAAAAAUGGGAUUUAGAAUUAAAAUCUGACGAUAUAUAAUUUUAUCUUAAUAUAGUGGAUCAUGGUUUCAUUGUCUGUGACAAUUGUAUUUGUUAUAGAUGUGAAAGGAUGAAAAUGAAAAGAAAAUUCAAGACAGAGAGACCCUUCUUUUUUUUCCCCAUAAAAUAUAAUAGUUUGAUUCUCCAUGUACAGAAGAGAACCAAAACCAGGUCUGAGUGCAUGGCCUCUUGGAGUUGCUUGUUGCAGUAUUCAGCACCCAGCUUUCUGCUGUUUUCUAAAUUGGGAUCUGUCUACCAGUCAGUCUGAAAAAAAGGGAUGUGAAAUAGUUCUUUCAUUUUCUUACGGUUAUUUAUGGGAAGAUGGCACACUUGUAAUGAGUUGAGGGGAAAGCAGCUAUAUAUCUUGAUGUAAUUCUGGAGUAUUACUUGAAAUGCAAUAGUCUACUUCAUCCUGCUUGUUUAUAUCACAGCAAGUUUUUGGCAGUAAAUUUCAGACAGGUGUCUUACAAAAGUAAGUAUGUAUCUUCUCAAAUUGCAAAAGUUUUAGGUUGAAAAGACAAAUGGGAUGCUCAAAGAGAUAGCUGUGUGUGAAAAAUCUCUCUUGAGUACAUCAUAUUGUACAUGCAUGUUCAGGUUGAUGAUUAGGUUGAUGACUAAGGGAAUUUGUAUUGGCUGAAAUCAGCAUCUAUGCUUUCUGCUGUGUUAGCAGAACUGAAGCAUGGUCGUAGGACUGGCUCUGCCCUUGUUUGCCCCCAGAUGAAAACAUGAGCAUUCCCAGCUGGUACGUAUUUGCUCAACAGAUUAAAAUGUAAGACAAAAUUAUAGACUUCGCUGUUUUCCAGUGGUUUAAAAAGACACCUGAAUGUCUGAUCUAUCAAUGUUGCGCUAUUCUUCUGGAAAAUAAGGGAAUUUAUUAGCUGUGUUUCUGUAAGGUCUUGCCUUGCAAAUGCCAUACUCUUUGUAGGAAAAAAAAAACACCACAGAACACUGUAUUGGAUUGGAAUCCAAGUGUAGAUGUUCCUCAAAGACUGUCAGUUUAAUCAGGAAUACAAAGGACAUUAAGCAAUCUUGAAAAUGAAGGAAGGAAACCCGUCAUUGUUUUCUGAAUUUGAAAUAAAACCUGCCAAGGAAAACCUAGAUACAUGACUUGAUACAUCAAAAUACCUGUUAUGGUAAAAAUGAGUAACUUUCCAUUUGAAAGGCCCUCUGCAAUAAUGGGCAUUAAUUGUGCUUCUCGCUACGCUCAAAGAAGUCUGUAUCAUUGCACUUGUGAUGAACUGUGAGUAUAUUUUCCUUAGGCUUUCAGUGUGACCAAGAAGAACUCAGUUUCAUUUUUUCUGGAGAAAAAGUGAGAAGUAACUCAAGGAAAUGAAUCUCAUGUUUUUUUUGUUAAUUUUUAUAACUGAAACAGCCACAGAGAAGCUGUGUCCUCUUCGUGCCUCCAUUGAUGUACUAGAAGGGGAGUAUUUUUACCUUUGUUUUCCUGAGUCAAAACUACAACAUUCUUGGAAAGAAGAAUACACAAUAAACUGGUACAAAGAAAGUGCUGGAAGGCAGAAGCGAAUAAAUGAAACACACAGAAUUGUAUCCCAAAUGAAUUUUUUGGAGUUUUGGCCAGCUGAACUUGGUGACUCUGGGAAUUAUUUUGUCACUCAAAGCAGUGGAAAACGAAAUUUCACAAUUCAAAAGUGGACCUUGAAUGUACUUGAAAGAAAUAGAAGCAGCUGUUUCAAUCAAAAUCAUUUAACAACUGAAAUUCAAAAUGCUGGAACUGGUCAUUCAUUGAAAUGCAAUGAUCUGUCUGUCAAUGAAAAUGACAGCAUAACAUGGUAUAAGGACUGUAAGAACUAUGAAGAUGAAAGGGGACGGGAACUGGAUUUUAAAACCUUAUCAGUUCAGCACUCUGGUAUAUAUACCUGCAAAAUUUCCAUCAGUCAUGAAGGAAAGCUAUACCACAGUACCAAUACAAUUAGGCUGGUAGUAGAAGAAGAUGCACCAGAGACUGUAACUUUGGAGAUAGUUGGACGCAAUGAAGAAAUCCAAACAGAAAUAGGUAAAGAAGAGACACUCAACUGCACAGGUUUCUUGGGUUAUUAUAUACAAGAAGAUGCCAACCUCUACUGGUGGUUUAAUGAUACAUUUCCCAAAAAAUGUUCAGGUAUUCCCGAGGCUGAUCCACCAAUAUGUGAAGAAGAUUUAAAAAAAUCACAUUCGGGAAACAAGUUUUAUAUCACAAGGCUUCUACGGAUUAAAAAAGUAAGAGAGGAGGACUUGAAUCACAAUUUCACCUGCACACUGCAAGCCGAUGAAAUAAUGCACAUGAAAGUAGUGAAACUGAAAAAAGGAAAUACCCGAGAUCUGCCUAUGCAUAUAUUUACAACUGGAAUGAUCCUUGCUGUACUGUUUCCAUGUGUUGCUCUGGCUGUGGUAGUUGUCUGUGUGAUUUUCAGAGUAGACUUAGUUCUAUUCUACAGGAACAUAAGCCAAAGAGAUGACACUGCCGGAGAUGGAAAAGAAUAUGACGCUUUUGUAUCUUACCUGAAAGACUGUGUUUCUACUAGUAAAGAAGAGAGAGAAUUUGCUUUGAGGAUAUUACCAAUGAUAUUAGAAGAAAACUUUGGGUACAAGUUAUGUAUAUUUGAGAGAGAUGUAUCUCCUGGAGGAGCUGUUGUUGAUGAUAUCCAUUCAUUCAUUGACAAAAGCCGAAGAUUAAUCAUUAUACUGAGCCAGAACUACAUUUCUGACAGAGUCAUAUAUGAACUUGAGAGUGGACUGCACAAAGCUCUAGUAGAAAGGAAAACGAAGAUUAUAUUAAUUGAAUAUAUGCCUAUUAGUGACUACAAUUUCUUGCCAGAAUCACUGUCUCUUUUGCCAUCAAAGAGGAUAGUGAAAUGGAAAAAAGAUAAAUCUCUUCCCGCGAAUUCCAGAUUUUGGAAGAACCUUCGGUACCUAAUGCCAGCAAAACCUACCAAGUCAAACACCAAAGGACACUGCCUGAAUCUAGAUCGAGGUUCAAAAGGGACUCAACCGUGGGGUGGAGGCUGUGACUUUAAUACAGUCAUAUAGCAAUUUUGGAGAUGGAAUUUGCUGCAGAAAGCUACCAUCUUCAAUAAAUUCAAAUAGAAAACACACACUGCAAUUACUUUUGAGAGACAGUAUUCAUAGCAGUCUGAGAUUUGAGAAGAAUGUAAGAAUCACCACAUUGGCUAGAAUCAUGUUAACUCCAAUACUAAAUUAUAUUCCAAAGGAUGUUUCCUCAGCAGUCUGCAUAAGGAGCUUAACUCUUAUUCCACAACAACUGCAUUGUGUAAACUUCUGGUAUUAUGUUUUCCUACUUAUAGAAUGACAUUGGUUAAACUUGCAUAUUUCUGAUAUUUAGGUGCUUUUGGUUUUGGUAUUUUCUAAGGGUCCUGCUUGGAAGUAAAAACAAAUGGCUCCUACUCUGGAAAGUCUGGCAGAUAGGCCUUGGGCAGCGCUGAGCAGAGAAGUGAAUCAGACUGUAUUCACUGCUGAGCAAUGUGCCAUGGUAAAAGGAGACAAGGGAAAAUAGGACUAUGCAUACAUAAACUAACAUCAGUUCUUAUUGCUCUUAGGUCCCAAAUUGCUGAUUUUAACCAAGGCUUAGAAAUGCCUACUUUCUGUUUGCCACGCUAGAGAAAUGAGGCUACUAGUUAGGCUUUUAUAGACUGUGGUUCUUUUGGUUUUCCUGAUGAUGUUUGUGUCAAUAUAUAUAUAUAUGAAUUGACAUGAUUGUUGUUUUGAGAUCAUUUCAGUGAUUCUUUUAACAUUUUUGUACCAUUUUUUGCACUUAAUAAAAAUUUAUUUCCCUCUCUGUA
Centrocercus urophasianus (Greater sage-grouse) is the source of this 4609-nucleotide messenger RNA. It is a transcript of the gene IL18R1, whose product is annotated as interleukin 18 receptor 1. The record is from RefSeq and is a predicted model, not a curated record. Gene Ontology annotation, biological process: positive regulation of type II interferon production; interleukin-18-mediated signaling pathway. The transcript has 11 exons. NCBI's taxonomy places the organism in Eukaryota, Metazoa, Chordata, Aves, Galliformes, Phasianidae. Gene Ontology annotation, molecular function: interleukin-18 binding; interleukin-18 receptor activity; interleukin-1 receptor activity. The coding region runs from base 2142 to 3839 and encodes 565 amino acids.